Molecule: messenger RNA, 513 nt
Organism: Antrostomus carolinensis (chuck-will's-widow)
Lineage: Eukaryota; Metazoa; Chordata; Aves; Caprimulgiformes; Caprimulgidae
Product: methyltransferase 21C, AARS1 lysine
Exons: 2
Source: RefSeq, a predicted model, not a curated record
GCACUGGCUUUAUCUCAAUAUCUGGAAUCAAAUCAAGAACAAUUCAACCUCAAAGACAAAAAAGUUUUGGAAAUUGGUGCUGGAACAGGCUUGGUUUCCAUUGUGGCCUGUAUCUUAGGAGCCUACGUUACAGCUACUGAUUUGCCUGAAGUUCUUGAAAAUCUCUCAUAUAAUAUUUCAAGAAAUACACAAAACACAAACAUGCACAAACCUGAAGUGAGAAAACUGGUAUGGGGAGAAGGCCUCAAUGAAGAUUUUCCUCUGUCAACGCACCAUUAUGAUUUCAUAAUGGCAACUGAUGUUGUAUACCAUCAUGUAGUUUUGGAAUCCCUGCUAGCAACAAUGGUGUAUUUUUGUAAGCCAGGAACAGUAUUACUAUGGGCAAAUAAAUUCAGAUUCAGUACAGACUAUGAAUUUUUGGAAAAACUUAGCACUAUAUUUAACACAACCAUUCUAGCAGAAUUUCCAGAAUCAAAUGUCAAGCUGCUUAAAGCCACAGUAAGAGAGAAUUAA